This is a messenger RNA of Neohortaea acidophila, 1434 nucleotides long. RefSeq names its product Pre-mRNA splicing Prp18-interacting factor-domain-containing protein. The coding region runs from base 1 to 1434 and encodes 477 amino acids. The record is from RefSeq and is a predicted model, not a curated record. Gene Ontology annotation, cellular component: spliceosomal complex. Gene Ontology annotation, biological process: mRNA splicing, via spliceosome. Lineage: Eukaryota; Fungi; Ascomycota; Dothideomycetes; Mycosphaerellales; Teratosphaeriaceae. The transcript has a single exon. Gene Ontology annotation, molecular function: pre-mRNA 3'-splice site binding.
AUGCGCCAACCACCAAAACCGCAAGAAACGCCCAAAAGCAACGAGCGCAACGAGUACAUCCCCUCCUUCAUCGCCAAAAAGCCCUUCUACAUCGACGAUGCCACCCAGAGCCAGGAUGACUACCUGGAGCAUCAGCGGCUGCAGUCGCAGAAGAAUUACGACCCCCUCGCGACGGCGAAAUGGUACGACCGCGGCAAGACGGUCGGCGAGCGCGCGACCAAGUAUCGCAAGGGUGCUUGCGAGAACUGCGGAUCGAUGAGCCAUAAAGAGAAGGACUGUUUGCAGCGGAAACGGAAGCAUGGCGCCAAGUGGACAGGCCGGGAUAUCGCGGCGGACGAGUCGGUGCAGGAUGUGAAGUUGGGCUGGGAUGCGAAGCGCGAUCGGUGGAAUGGGUACGAAGCGAGCGAGUACCGCGAAGUCGUGGAGGAGUACCAGGCGGUGGAGGAGAUGAAGAGGCAAGCGGCGGGCGAGACGGCGGAGAACGAGGAGGGCGCAAAGUACGAGGAGGAAACGGACAUGGGCCGGCAGCAGUCUACUUCGACGCGGAACUUGCGCUUGCGAGAAGACACGGCGAAAUACCUCCUCAAUCUCGAUCUGGAGAGUGCAAAGUACGACCCGAAGACUCGCAGUAUGCUGGAUACGGAGACGAGCACCAACGAGCUGAUUGCCGAAGACGGCUUCCAACGCGCUUCGGGCGAUGCGGCGGAAUUCGAGCGGGCGCAGACGUAUGCGUGGGAAACGCAGGAACGAGGGGAUGGAGAUAAAAUCCAUUUGCAAGCCAAUCCGACUGAGGCGCUGCUCAUACGGAAGCGUAAAGCGGAAGAAGAUCUCGAGAAGAAGGCCGCGCAAAAGAAAGCUUUGCUGGAUGCUUACGGAUCACAAGACACCGUGGCGAAGCCCAACCCGCUAAAGGGUGCAGGAGUCACGAGUAACGAAACAUACGUCGAAUACGACGAAAGAGGCAAGAUCAAGGGUGUGCCGGAGAAGAAGGAGAAGAGCAUGUACGCCGAAGACGUGCUCAUCAACAACCACACGGCCGUCUGGGGCAGCUGGUGGCGCGAUUUCAAAUGGGGCUACGCCUGCUGUCACAGCAUCGUGAAGAACUCCUUCUGCACGGGCGAGGAGGGCAAAGCAGCGGCCGAAGAGGCCGAGAGAUUCUCCAAGGGCAUAUUGCUGCCCUCGGCCGAGGAUGCCGACAACGCCACUACUGUUUCGCGAGCGCAGGCGCAGGCGGAAGAGGCUGCGGAGGACAGACACGUGCCGAAUGGGGUGGAUCGGGCGGAGAAGCAGAGUAUGGAUGAGAGCAGACGGCGGCUGGAGGAGAUGAAGGCCGGGGUGACGGAGGAGACGAUGGAGAAGUAUCGCAAGGAGAGGACGAGCAAGAGCGAUCCGAUGGCGCAGCUACUGGGGAAAGACGAAUUGCUUGAGGGAUGA